UCAGCGAUGGCGCUCUCCCUGACCGGGCUCGUUGCCUUCUCCUUCCUGCAAGCCACCCUUGCCCUGAACCCCGAGGACCCCAACGUGUGCAGCCACUGGGAGAGCUACGCUGUGACUGUCCAGGAAUCGUAUGCACACCCCUUCGAUCAGAUCUAUUACACACGAUGCACAGACAUCCUCAACUGGUUCAAGUGCACCAGGCACCGGAUCAGUUAUAAGACGGCAUAUCGGAGAGGCCUCCGGACCAUGUACCGGCGGAGGUCCCAGUGCUGCCCCGGCUACUAUGAGAACGGAGACUUCUGCAUACCCCUGUGUACAGAGGAGUGUGUGCACGGCCGCUGCGUUUCCCCGGACACCUGCCACUGCGAGCCUGGCUGGGGAGGGCCCGACUGCUCUAGCGGCUGCGACAGCGACCACUGGGGGCCCCACUGCAGCAACCGGUGCCAGUGCCAGAACGGCGCCCUGUGUAACCCCAUCACAGGCGCCUGCGUGUGCGCCGCCGGCUUCCGUGGAUGGCGCUGCGAGGAGCUCUGCGCGCCUGGCACCCACGGCAAGGGAUGCCAGCUGCCGUGCCAGUGCCGACACGGUGCCAGCUGCGACCCCCGCACCGGCGAGUGCCUCUGCGCGCCUGGCUAUACCGGCGUCUACUGUGAGGAGCUGUGCCCUCCUGGGAGCCAUGGAGCUCACUGUGAGCUGCGCUGCCCCUGCCAGAAUGGGGGCACCUGCCACCACAUCACUGGCGAGUGUGCCUGCCCCCCAGGCUGGACGGGAGCAGUGUGUGCCCAGCCCUGCCCACCAGGAACAUUUGGCCAGAACUGCAGCCAGGACUGUCCUUGCCACCAUGGAGGGCAGUGUGACCACGUGACUGGACAGUGCCACUGUACAGCUGGAUACAUGGGGGACAGGUGCCAAGAGGAGUGCCCCUUCGGGACCUUCGGCUUCCAGUGCUCACAGCGCUGUGACUGCCACAAUGGUGGGCAGUGUUCACCUACCACAGGUGCCUGCCAGUGUCAGCCUGGCUACAAGGGCCCACGCUGCCAGGAGCGACUGUGCCCAGAGGGCCUUCAUGGCCCAGGCUGCACCCUGCCUUGCCCCUGUGACGCUGACAACACCAUCAGCUGCCACCCAGUAACCGGAGCUUGUGCCUGCCAGCCAGGCUGGUCUGGUCGCCACUGCAAUGAAUCCUGCCCUGCCGGCUACUAUGGCGAUGGCUGCCAGCUGCCUUGCACCUGUCAGAAUGGCGCCGACUGCCACAGCAUCACUGGGGGCUGCACUUGUGCCCCAGGCUUCAUGGGAGAGGUCUGUGCCGUUUCCUGUGCAGCAGGGACCUACGGCCCCAACUGCUCGUCCAUCUGUAGCUGUAACAAUGGUGGCACCUGCUCCCCAGUAGAUGGCUCCUGUACCUGCAAAGAAGGGUGGCAGGGCCUGGACUGCACCCUGCCGUGUCCCAGUGGGACGUGGGGCCUGAACUGCAACGAGAGCUGCACCUGUGCCAAUGGGGCAGCCUGCAGCCCCAUAGAUGGCUCCUGUUCCUGCACCCCUGGCUGGCUGGGAGACACCUGUGAGCUGCCUUGCCCGGAUGGUACAUUUGGGCUGAACUGCAGUGAACACUGUGACUGCAGCCAUGCUGAUGGAUGUGACCCUGUCACAGGCCACUGCUGCUGCCUGGCCGGAUGGACAGGCAUCCACUGUGACAGCACGUGUCCACCUGGCCGCUGGGGCCCCAACUGCUCUGUCUCCUGCAGCUGUGAGAAUGGAGGCUCCUGCUCCCCAGAGGAUGGGAGCUGCGAGUGUGCCCCUGGCUUCCGAGGACCCUUAUGCCAGAGAAUCUGUGCCCCUGGGUUCUACGGCCACAGCUGCGCCCAGCCAUGCCCCCUCUGUGUGCACAGCAGCGGGCCCUGCCACCAUGUCAGCGGCAUCUGUGAGUGCCUCCCAGGAUUCUCUGGAGCUCUCUGCAACCAAGUGUGUGCUGGAGGACACUUUGGGCAGGACUGUACCCAGCUUUGCUCCUGUGCCAACAAUGGGACCUGCAGCCCUAUCGAUGGCUCCUGUCAGUGCUUUCCUGGAUGGAUUGGCAAGGACUGCUCACAGGCUUGCCCACCCGGGUUCUGGGGCCCCGCCUGCUUCCACACAUGCAGCUGCCACAACGGGGCGAGCUGCAGCGCCGAGGACGGGGCCUGCCACUGCACCCCUGGCUGGACUGGACUCUUCUGCACACAGCGCUGCCCAGCAGCAUUUUUUGGGAAGGACUGUGGGCGUGUAUGCCAAUGUCAGAAUGGCGCCAGCUGUGACCACAUCAGUGGCAAGUGCACCUGCCGCACAGGCUUCACCGGGCAACACUGUGAGCAGAGAUGUGCCCCAGGAACCUUUGGCUAUGGGUGUCAGCAGCUAUGUGAGUGCAUGAACAACUCCACCUGUGACCAUGUCACCGGCACCUGUUACUGCAGCCCUGGCUUCAAAGGAAUCAGGUGUGACCAAGCUGCCCUCAUGAUGGAGGAGCUGAAUCCCUACACCAAGAUCAGCCCAGCACUGGGUGCAGAGCGGCACUCGGUGGGUGCUGUCACAGGCAUCAUGCUCCUGUUAGUCCUCAUUGUGGUGCUGCUGGGCCUAUUUGCCUGGCAUCGGCGGCGGCAGAAAGAGAAGGGCCGAGACCUGGCUCCCCGCGUCUCCUACACACCUGCCAUGAGGAUGACCAGCACCGACUACUCCCUCUCAGGUGCUUGUGGAAUGGAUAGACGUCAGAACACAUACAUUAUGGACAAAGGCUUCAAAGAUUACAUGAAAGAAUCCGUGUGCAGUUCUAGUACUUGUUCCUUGAAUAGCAGUGAAAACCCUUACGCCACAAUUAAGGACCCACCCAUCCUCACCUGCAAGCUUCCAGAAAGCAGCUAUGUAGAAAUGAAGUCGCCUGUGCACAUGGGGUCUCCGUACACAGAUGUGCCAUCCUUGUCGACAUCUAAUAAAAAUAUAUAUGAAGUUGAGCCCACAGUCAGUGUGGUCCAAGAAGGUCGCGGUCAUAACUCCAGCUAUAUCCAGAAUCCAUACGACCUACCUAGGAACAGCCAUAUUCCUGGUCAUUAUGACCUCCUCCCAGUAAGACAGAGCCCUGCCAAUGGGCCGUCCCAGGACAAGCAAUCUUAAGAGGGAUAAGCUUCUCUCUUGCAGUGUGCUCUACUGAAUAUUCUGACUCUCUGAAAGAAGACAAUCCCUUGACUUGAAGUAAUGGUACAGACUGGCUCCAGCUGCAUGUUAGUUAUUACGUUCACCUGGAACUAAAGAAGAGCAUCCAGGUGGGACUGGGAUAAUUGUUCAAGGAAUUGUGUUCUCAAAGGCAAAUCCUAUCACCCACUCAGCCCCAAAUGCCCUGGAUAUGAUUUUUAAAACAUUUUAAGACAUAACUACUCAUCAACAUCAGCUAAAUAUAGCUGAUACAUAUCUAUUUAUCUGAAAUGUGGUAUUUUAAAAACAUGUAGGUUUAACAAACCUUCCUAGGACAAAAAGGAGACUGGGGAGGGAAGAGGAUUACUUUAAAGCACCUAAAACAUAUAUGUACUUUUGGUUGCUAUUAUCAUCAACAUCUGUUUUAUUACCAAAGACAAUUAGUACAUAGACAUGAACUGUUCUUAAAUAGAACAGUCUUAAAAUAUCUGUACAUAUAUGUCUGUUCCAUCAAAUUACAACAGCCAAGAUUACAGAAUCUAGUAUAUAGUCUAAUACUGACAACUUCCAUUUUAAAAAACAAGACUUGACUUUCUUCUGCCCCAUAAGUGAUAGGUUUAAAUAUACACACACACAGACACACACA
This is a messenger RNA of Piliocolobus tephrosceles (Ugandan red Colobus), 3805 nucleotides long. RefSeq names its product multiple EGF like domains 11 (gene MEGF11). Gene Ontology annotation, molecular function: protein binding. Gene Ontology annotation, cellular component: membrane. The record is from RefSeq and is a predicted model, not a curated record. The transcript has 22 exons. Bases 7 to 3141 code for a protein of 1044 amino acids. NCBI's taxonomy places the organism in Eukaryota, Metazoa, Chordata, Mammalia, Primates, Cercopithecidae.